Molecule: messenger RNA, 2108 nt
Organism: Orcinus orca (killer whale)
Lineage: Eukaryota; Metazoa; Chordata; Mammalia; Artiodactyla; Delphinidae
Gene: IGFALS
Product: insulin like growth factor binding protein acid labile subunit
Exons: 2
Coding region: 126-1946 (606 amino acids)
Cellular component (GO): extracellular matrix
Molecular function (GO): protein binding
Source: RefSeq, a predicted model, not a curated record
GGGCUGGCCAGUGACAAGGGUGCUGGCUGUCCCAGAGGCAGUGGGGAAAUCCAGAGGGCAGGAGCAGCCGGCCCCAACAGACGCGCCCCACUCCCUGCCCGCCUGCGGACUGCUCUGCACGAGGGAUGGCCCUGAGGAGAGGAGGCCCGGCCCUGGUGGUGCUGCUAGUCUCCUGGGCAGUGCUGGGCUCCCACAGCCUGGAGGAAGUGGAGUCCGCGGCACCAGCAGACCCUGAGGGCCCCCAGUGCCCAGCCGUCUGCUCCUGCGGCCACGACGACUACACAGAUGAGCUCAGCGUCUUCUGCAGCUCUCGGAACCUCACGCGGCUGCCCAGCGGCAUCCCAGACGGCACCAGGGCCCUGUGGCUGGAUGGAAACAACUUCUCCUUCAUUCCCGCGGCCACCUUCCGGAACCUCUCCAGCCUGGGCUUCCUCAACCUGCAGGGCAGCGGGCUGGCCAGCCUGGAGCCGCAGGCGCUGCUGGGCCUGCAGAACCUGUACCACCUGCACCUGGAGCGGAACCAGCUGCGCAGCCUGGCAGCCCGCACCUUCCUGCACACGCCGGGCCUGGCCUCGCUCGGCCUCAACAACAACCUGCUCAGCCGGGUAGACGAGGACCUCUUCAGGGGCCUUGCCCACCUCUGGGACCUCAACCUGGGCUGGAACAGCCUGGCCGUGCUGCCCGACACUGCAUUCCAGGACCUGGCCAGCCUACGCGAGCUGGUGCUGGCGGGCAACAAGCUGGCCUACUUGCAGCCCGCGCUCUUCUGCGGCCUCAGUGAGCUCCGCGAGCUGGACCUGAGCAGGAAUGCCCUGCGGAGCGUCAAACCCAAUGUCUUCGUCAAGUUGCCCAAGCUCCAGAAGCUCUACCUGGACCACAACCUCAUCACCGCUGUGGCCCCAGGUGCCUUCCUGGGCAUGAAGGCGCUGCGCUGGCUGGACCUGUCACACAACCGCGUGGGUGGCCUCCUGGAGGACACCUUCCCGGGGCUGCUGGGCCUGCACGUUCUGCGCCUCUCACACAAUGCCAUCGCCGGCCUACGGCCCCGGACCUUCAAGGACCUUCACUUCCUGGAGGAGCUGCAGCUUGGCUACAACCGUAUCCGGCAGCUGCCGGAAGAGGCCUUCGAGGGCCUGGACCAGCUGGAGGUGCUGGCGCUCAACAACAACCAGCUACAGGAGCUCAAGGCAGGCGUCUUCCUGGGCCUCUACAACCUGGCCGUCAUGAACCUCUCUGGCAACUGUCUGAGGAACCUUCCAGAGCAGGCAUUCCAGGGCCUGGGCAAGCUGCACAGCCUGCACCUGGAGGGCAGCUGCCUGGGCUGCCUCGGCCCACACACCUUCACCGGCCUCUCGGGGCUGCGCCGGCUCUUCCUCAAGGACAACGGCAUUGCGGCCAUCGAUGAGCAGAGCCUGGGGGGGCUGGCCGAGCUGCUAGAGCUGGACCUCACCUCCAACCAGCUCACGCACCUGCCUGGCCAGCUCUUCCAGGGCCUCAGCCACCUGGAGUACCUCCUCCUGUCCCGCAACCGGCUGUCUGCGCUAUCGGUGGAUGCCCUGGGGCCCCUGCAGCGCAUCUUCUGGCUGGAUGUGUCGCACAACCGCCUGGAGGCGCUGCCUGAGACUGUGCUCGCGCCACUGGGGCGGCUGCGCUACCUCAGCCUCCGGAACAACUCGCUGCGGACCUUUGUGCCGCAGCCCCCCGGCCUGGAGCGCCUGUGGCUCGAGGGCAACCCCUGGGACUGCGGCUGCCCCCUCAAGGCCCUGAGGGCCUUCACCCUGCAGCACCCGGGCGUCGUGCCCCGCUUCGUCCAGGCCAUGGCAGAGGGAGAUGACGGCCACCAGCCGCCCGCAUACGCCUACAACAACAUCACCUGCGCCAGUCCCCCCAGCAUCUCGGGCCUUGACCUGCGCGACAUCGGCGAGGCCCACUUUGCCCACUGCUGACCCGAGGCUGCCCUGCGGUCUGGACGGGCCCUUGCCACCCCAGGGGACAUGGACCUGGGACCUGUGGGCCCCAGCCUGGUCCCUGAGGGCCUGACCGGGAGGGUCGGGGACACAGCCUCCCCAACUAUCAAUUAAAAGCAACCCAAUAAAUGUGGCCACGUA